Pistacia vera is the source of this 589-nucleotide messenger RNA. RefSeq lists its product as uncharacterized. The record is from RefSeq and is a predicted model, not a curated record. The transcript is spliced from 2 exons. The coding region runs from base 77 to 514 and encodes 145 amino acids. NCBI's taxonomy places the organism in Eukaryota, Viridiplantae, Streptophyta, Magnoliopsida, Sapindales, Anacardiaceae.
GGUAAUCUCUCAUAUAUUCUGUCUAUAAAAAAACCAAGAAUUACAACCUAAAUUUAUCAGCUCUCUUCUUCCAUAUAUGGCUUCCUCUCUUCCAACUACUUCUUGUAGUUUGAAUAUAACUACUUCUCCUCCUCCUUCUCCAUCUCUCAAUAAACACAAACCAUCACUAAAACUCAAGCACCCCCAGGUGAGAUCUCAAAACUUCAAAGACGAAGGGAAGUCUGCGGAUAUGGUGGAGGCGAAUUUGAGUGUGUUGAGAAGGAGAAUAGAUGAAGUGAAGAAGAAGGAGAGUUUGAGCUUGAACCAGCAGCACUACUGCGGUUGUAGACACCAAAAUGGCUGGAAUUAUCAACGAGUUUAUUAUGAUCAUCAUCUUAAACAUAAAAAAUUUAUUGAUCAAAUGAUUUCUGAAUCGAUCCAGAUUCUGGGUUCCGCUAUUGGUGCAGUUGGGUUUGUUUUUCUUACUGGUUCUUUUUUCAUCUUCCUUGUCUCCUUCCUUGUUCAUAAUUUUUGAGUUCUAUAAAUUUUUUUGCAGAACCCUAGAUUUUGUAUUUAUUAAUAUGUGAUCUAACUUUAAUAAAUAAUCCAG